Molecule: messenger RNA, 1326 nt
Organism: Grosmannia clavigera kw1407
Lineage: Eukaryota; Fungi; Ascomycota; Sordariomycetes; Ophiostomatales; Ophiostomataceae
Exons: 1
Coding region: 1-1326 (441 amino acids)
Source: RefSeq, a predicted model, not a curated record
AUGUUUUCCAAGACGAUCAUCGCCACCGUCCUGGCCGCCGUGGCUAACGGACACAUGCUCAUGAACACACCGGCACCAUACAGCUCACCGGCUCUGCACAACGGCCCUCUCCAGGCGGACGGGUCCGACUUUCCCUGCCAGCUGACGAGCGGCACCUCACUCAUGGCCGGCAGCGCGUCCAACACGUUUGCCCUGGGCUCAGAGCAGGCCCUCAAGUUCACCGGCGAGGCUGUUCACGGCGGCGGUUCCUGCCAGAUUUCUCUUACGUACGACACCGCCCCGAGUGCGAGCAGCACCUGGAAGGUCAUCCGGUCUAUUGAGGGUGGCUGCCCGGCCGAGGGCCAGAGCGGCAACAUGGGCGCCGACGCCUCGGCUGCCGAUCCCUACACGUACAACUUUACCGUUCCCACCGACAUUCCGACCGGCAGCGUCACGCUCGCCUGGACCUGGUUCAACAAGAUUGGCAACCGCGAGAUGUACAUGAACUGCGCCCCUGUCACCCUGACCGGCACUUCGGGCACCCAGGCCGCCUACGACAGCCUGCCGGACAUGUUUGUUGCCAACAUUGGCGACGACUGCGGCACCGUCGACAGCACCGAUCUGCUCUUCCCCAACCCGGGCAGCGAUGUCGUCCAGCUCAACGGCGCCACCUCGGCCUUCUCCAAGCCCACCGGCACUGGCUGCCAGGUCGCCGGUGCAAGUCCCGCUGCUGCCAAGUCUACUGGCGGUGCCGCCACAACUGCCGCUCUCUCUCUCUCUCUCGGUGUCACUAUCGCUGGUGGUGCUGCUGCCACCAAGUCAACCACUGCGGCUGCUGCUGCUGAUACCGGCAUCACUGGUGCCGUCUUCAUCACCGUGGCCACAGAUGGUGCCGCUGGUGCCACCAGUACCCCCGUCGCUGCAAAGACGACCUCCACCCCGGUGGUGGCUGCGUCUCUGUCAACCACUGCUGCAGGCACCAAGUCAGCUGCUGCAGAGACAACAGCUGCUGUAGAGACAACCAAGUCAGUUGCUGCAGGUACGACCAAGUCUGUCGCUGCUACGACCUUUGCCACCGCCGCUGCCACCGCCGCUGCCACCGCCGCUGCCACCGCCAGCUCCUCGUCUGCCACUUCCGGCACCGAGCAGACUGCCGGCUCUGCCUGCUCUCCCGAGGGCACCUGGAACUGCAUGGGCUCUUCGUACCAGCAGUGCGCCAGUGGCACCUGGUCGGUGGUCAUGGCACUGGCUGAUGGCACCGAGUGCACGGUCGGCAAGGCCGCCACACUGAGCCUGGCUGCCAUUGACGGCAAGAAGAAGCGGUUCGCCAUGCGCUUCCGUGCUUAG